GACAAGGAAGAGCGUCUCUAUGGAGGGCUAAUGUUAGUCUCCGGACAGCAAUCCGAUCAGGACCGCGCGUGUCGUUUCAGCUGUAGAUUUGGGUUUCUGUGAAGAGAACUUGCGUGUUCUCAUCCGGUCAUGACCCUCAGCCUGUCCCCUGCUGCCGUCUGUCAGUGCUUCACCCUGGUGUCCCUUUGCACCUCUGUGGCCGACCCAAACUGGAUCCAGAUCAGGAAUGGCAGCGACCCCAGCAGCGGGCAGCUUAUCUACGGCGUGGCCUUCACUCUGCAUGCUGCGGAGAACCUCACCAACACAGAUCCCCUGGGAGGAGUGAACGGGCUGGGAAUGUGUUUGCUGUACACCCUGGCUGCGGUGUGCUACGGCGCCAUCUUGCUCUCCAGCUCCUCCUUCCUGGCUGAUUUCCUGGGCAGCGCCCGGGCUCGUCCACGGCUGGUUGCAGCGCUGCAUAUCUGCACAGCGGUGUUGUGCGCGGGAGCCCUCGGCGUGUGCGGGACCUGCCUGUACGUGAUCAUCCGCAACCUGCAGAAGGGCCUGGCGGGGCGAUUCUGGGACGGCAACGGCGGUGGUGGGGGCAGGGCGUCCGACCUGCACCCCUCCCCCGGGGAGAGCUUCUACAUCGCGCUCCUGGCCCUGCUCUUCUCCGUCCUGGCCGCCGGCUUCGGCCUCCGGGGCUGCGCGGAGACCUCCCCGCACGGGGACUACAUGCCCAUCGAGCCGGGGGACAGUGACUGCGAGACCCCCGCCGCCAGAGAGCCGGCGGAGGAGUGGGGGGAGGUGUUCCCCGACUGGAACCGCUAGAGGAGAGACGCGCAGGUGCCGCUUCCCAGCCAGGUGGCCUUUUUUUUCCGUGCUGCGACCUCCACGGGACCAGGCUGAAGGGACCCAGUCGAGAGACCAAAAGCAUGACAAAACCCCCCUAAUGUUCCUUUGUUUAUUUGCUUAGCCGACGCCCGUACCCGGCAUGGCUUUGUGUGCUUGCACUUUUAUAUCUAUCACACUUACAGUAACCUCUCUGUGCAGCUGAAUUUUUAGUGGAGCAAAUUUGCUGUUGUGUCCCAGUGGACAACAGCAGUGUUGCACCAAGGCUCAGACUCCAGGGGCCCCUGAGGUCCAGAGUCCAGAGCAAUCUCUGGAACUGUGACCAAGACACCCCUGAAGGGUGAAGGAAGAAUAGGAGGGGCCAUUCUGGCCAAGCCAGACCGCUCAAAUGAUGGUGCACCAGGCCCUUUUACCCCCCAGUGACUGAUCCCAGAAUCGGUUCACCCAACUGCAACUAAACCUCAACAACCAGCGUGUGGAAAAAAAGGUGUUACUGAUCCAGGAUCAGUUCAUCGGGGAAGACUGAUGAAGCACUGGAAGAUGAAGGAUAGAGGGUCAGUUGACUGCACUCUGUCACUCAGCUGUAUACCACUACCACUGUGUUUUCCUGUAUCGUACAACUGGCCUUACUGUGAACACACCUCAAGUCAGCCUUGUUCACGCAACACCUACAAGUAACUUGCAGCGAAUUGCAAGUUCCCUUUUCUCCUAUAAAUAGGGUCCACUUCACACAGAGGGUGGUUAUAAGUGGGAAGA
This is a messenger RNA of Megalops cyprinoides (Indo-Pacific tarpon), 1587 nucleotides long. RefSeq lists its product as uncharacterized. NCBI's taxonomy places the organism in Eukaryota, Metazoa, Chordata, Actinopteri, Elopiformes, Megalopidae. The transcript has 4 exons. The record is from RefSeq and is a predicted model, not a curated record. The coding region runs from base 130 to 810 and encodes 226 amino acids.